AUGAAUAUAUAAACUAAUAUUUAGAGAGAUUUUAUUUGCUAUAACAACUAGGUCGUUUUUAAUUUAUAGUUUCGAUAUCCAAUUAAAUUAUCAAUUAUUACUAGGAAGGAUUCAUAUCUGUAGUUUUUCUUUAAUGUUGGUCUCGAACUUAAGUAUCAAUUUAAUUGA
Molecule: messenger RNA, 168 nt
Organism: Paramecium sonneborni
Lineage: Eukaryota; Ciliophora; Oligohymenophorea; Peniculida; Parameciidae
Source: the annotation of a GenBank genome assembly